GUUUUGAUCGCUUCUCGCGUCGCGCCAAACAAAUUUUUACAUUUUCCGAUUGAACAAUUAGCAACGAACAAAAAAAGACAUUUUCCACACGUUCGUUUGUGCAUUUUCCGAUCUGCUACCUUUGUAUUCUACCGAUAGGUGAAAGGAAUGCACCAAAAAUGAAUGAAAUAAUGGAGAGGCUUGUUAUCCUACUAACACUCCUGCUCAGCAGAUUUUCCCAUUCUUAUGCUGAAGAUUGCGUCACGGGAUUCUCAGUUGUCGCGCCUGAGUUGGCGGUGCCUGGGAAAACAACUGCGGUUUUCGUCACGCUACAUGGACCGACAAGUGUACGUCCGUUAAACGUAACGUUAAGAUUGUCGCAGGAUUCGAGUGAUGAAGACAGCUUUCGACAGCCUAUUGAAACCACUCAAGAAAUUAAAGGACAUGGAAUUUUACCACUCGAGAUCCCCUUGGAUGCUAAUGGAAAUUUCAUAUUACAAACACUAGUGAAUUGUACAGAGAGAGAUGCUUGCGAACUACAAAGCUCUUCACAAAUGCGGCUUGUUGGACCGGUCCGAGAUGUUAUUAUACGACCCGCAAAACACGCAUAUAAACCAGGAGAAAUUGUAUCAUUUUGGGUACUAGCACUAGAUCACGAUCUACAAAUAGCAAAUGAGGCCAUCGCAACUAUUAGUAUUAAGGACCCAGCAGGAACAAAAGUGGCACUAUGGUAUCAAGUACCACUAGAUGAAGGUAUAAAAGCUUUCAGUCUGCCAUUAUCAGAAUACGCUAGAGUGGGCAGAUGGCUUAUGCAUGUGGAAGUUGAAUCCGCGGAAUUUACGGCCCCUAUAGAGGUUUCGCCUGGAGCAGGAACCGAUUUACCAGAUGUCUCUGCCGCCGAAGAACAUUAUGUUGAACUACGCUUCGGAAGAGAGAUGAGGAGACGUUACAAACCCGGACUUCCGUUUGUGGGAAAGGUGGAAGCGAUGAGUACUGAAAAAUCGGUUCGCGUUCGUGUAAAGGUCUACGACAAUUCGACCUCCAUUUAUAGCCAAGAUAUUGAAAUUUCUGCUGGAGAAGGCACCUUCGUGGUUCCCGCUAUCAUGGCAGAUAGUGAAGUAAUUGCCUUGCAGGCAGAAUUAGUAUCCGUGGAGGGAAAAGAAAUAGAAAGUCACUACGUUUUAGCAAGGGAACCUAUCUAUAAAUGGAAUUCAUCUUCCGAUUGCUACUUGCUUAUUGAAGGGGUUGAACAUACAUUACAGCCGGAAGAAGAAGCGCACGUAUUAAUCCUAUCAACCUGUCCCUGCGAAAGGGAUUUGCACUACGUAAUUACAACAGAUGGUCGCGUUACGGAUUGGGCACAAAGAAGGUAUGAGGAUCCCGUGCCGCCUACAACAUCUACGUCAUCUGGAGCAAUUUGUAGGCUACAUUUUAGUUUCACCGUACGUUCAGUUAUGGCACCAGUGAGUCAGUUACUGGUCUACUAUGUAACGCCACAAGGGGAGCCUGUCAGUGAUGUUAUAAGCUUUGACGUUAAACUGCUGAACAGACAGGUUUACGUCAACUUGGAAGAAAGAGAAUGGUGGCUACCCGGACAAAGUUUAGAUUUAGAAGUUGUUGCCGAACCUUCAUCUUUAGUUUGCCUUUUAGGAGGGCGCUUUCGAGGGAGUAACGAUAUAAAAUUUGAUCCUCGAAUAAGCGAGGACAGAACUCCGGCGACGGAAACCGGAGAAAUCGACUUUCUCGAAGCCGGCGUUGUAUUUUUUCAACGACGCUGCACCAAGAAAGGCGAUUCUGGAGUUUCGACGGUUUCGUAUAGACAAAGAGGAUCGGGUGCGGGUCCGUCAAAUAGAAGACGUCCACCGGAGAGCCUUGUAGGGGGAGCACCGUUUGACCAACUAUGGUUAUGGAAAUGCUUCAAUUACACAUCUGAAAUUGCCUCAACUGGACUCACCAUUCCAGCUCCUCAAGAAGCGGGAAAGUGGUCAUUAUGGGCAUUGACGGUAGCUAGUGGAGGAUUAAGAUUUUCUUCAUCUGUGAAUGUACAAGUAUUUCGACCACUACAAGCGGAAUUCUAUCUACCUCCAAGUUUACGUGUGGGAGAGACAUUAGAAGUUGAUAUUAAAAUUGCCAAUAAUCUCAACAGUUGCAUGGAUGUUACAGCCCUCCUGGCGUUGAGUGAAGGAGCCCAAUUUUUAAGCAAUGGCCUUUUAUAUGUCACAGAAAGGCUUCGGUUGGGUCCCCAAGGGGCGACCUCAUUGGUCGUCCGUCUUCUCGUAACAACUUCAGGUGUUAAAAAUAUGACAGUUGAAGUGAAUGGAUACAGUAGUCCAUCAUGUGAGGGUACCCAAACUCCGAUACCGAACGCUACCCUUGCAGGAGCUGUGAUGCGUUCUUCCACCGUUAUGGUUUAUCCUGAGGGACUCGUGCGUACGGACACUGAAAGCGCGUAUUUUUGCGCGAAUGAAAAUAUCAUCAUUUCCACAUCCGACAACUUUAAAUACGAAUGGAUUGGAGCUCCGAGAAACAGAGCGGGGGUCGUCUUGGAAAUUAAAGCUGGAAGUUCAAAUAUCAUCAAUUCUGUGCAUAUCGCAUUGGCGGAAAAUCGGAUAAUAUCGGAUAAGAUAUAUAGGCUUACAAUUGGCGACUCCGAGAACUCCGUCACGUGGUUGGGAAGAGGAAGGCACGAAUAUGGUGUGCAUUUAACAAGUGCCGACACACCUCAAAUAUUAUCAACCGAUGAUUGGAAAACUUUUUGGCUGUCGUGGGAGAAAGCCACUCUAGCGUUCGGAAUCGGACACUUAUUACACAACAAUACGCUUUUAAAAUGGAAAAUGGACAGAAAAAUAAAAAUUCAACAAAUCGGUUUUGCUAGCGCAUGGGGAAGCACCGCCGAGUUUAGAAUUUGGAAUUUUAACGACGAAUCGGGAUUUUCUCAAGUACUUCACUUGGAUACACCGAAGUCAUUAGUUCCAGGAUCUGAGUCGGGAGAGCUUUUAGUAUCGGGAGGCUUAGCUCUACCUGCAAUGUUAAAAAAGCGUGAAGGAUGGGGAGGACUUUCCGGAGCUUUGGCGUCGUUAGCCCCAAUAUUAAAAAUAAAGCACUUGGGAAUCAAAGCUAACGCAAGCGAGAAAAAGAAUUUGUUGGAAAAUCUUCCAAAAUACAUUCAAACAAUUCUUUCGUGCCGUAAACCCGAUAACUCCUUUAGUGAGCAUCAAAUGGUUGGAAGUCAUAAGUCUACAGUAUCGAUAUUGAAUGCUCUCAUGGAAACACAGGCGUACUUCACAGUUGAUCCCGAUUUAAUACAAGGUGCUAUGCGAUGGAUUCAAUCGAGACAAGAAGAUGACGGCAGCUUUACUCCCUUACCGGCUGACGCGAAACUAUCGUUUGCGAACUUAAAUAAUACAGAUGAAUCGAAUAGCACCAGUGAACUUCUAAUGUUGGAACAAGUCGUGAUCAUUACAGCGGAAACGCUCAUCGCAUUUCAUGAUUACUCGUUUGAAAAUUCUGAAGAAGUUUACACUUUCAAAAAAGCUGCAUCUUACUUAGAACGUGUAGUGACGCGUGUCAAAAGCUCUGAAGCGCUCGCUGCUACAACAUUCGCUCUUGUACUAUACAAAAGCCAGCAAGCACGUUGGGCCAUACAAAAAUUACUGAACGUUUCCAUAAGCGAAGAGGGUGAUUUUGAAUGGCCUCACCCCAUGCCAAAGCGAGAUGCUGCCGACUGGCUUUACGAAGCAGACUCAGAUAAAACACUAAAAGAACCUAUUGUGGCUACAGUUGAAGAUUAUAAAGCGGCAAUUUACGCUCUUAACAUCUUCUGUCACAUAGAAGAAUAUAAACUGGCAGAGUCUGUGGCGCGUUAUCUAUUUUACCGGUCGCACAUGCUAGACAAGCACCCUGAGCUUCUCUAUCCGGCCGUUCGAGCCUUUUCUCACUAUGACACAUUAGUGAAUGAUCGACACCGAUCGCUUACAAUUUCUUUAGCAACGUCCGGGAUGGAGCUCACUGAUACACUUGAGUUAAAAUCUGAAAAACCAACACAGCUGUUGCAUCUGCCUAGUUUGCCAACGAAAGUGUUUGUUUAUGCAACUGGGGCCGGAUGUGCAACAAUACAGGGGAAAAUAAAUUAUUCCACGUAUUCCGUUGCCAGUAGAACUGCACUGGUUGACCUAUGGUCGGGUAUUGUGCAAGAAAUUCUACCUGAUCGCAGCUCGGUUGAGGAAAUUGAAGGUAAACUACCCAUGCUCAAGAUCAAACAUUGCUUCCGAUGGAAAGGGCUACUUCCAUCGGGGGUGCUUAGAUUAGAGGUAUCCCUGUUCUCUGGUUUUGAAUUAACAUCCAUCACUCAAAUUCUGGUGAACUCUUCUGAGAGCAUGGCUGAAAUGCAGCACGGAUGUUCGGCGAACAACAUAUGGUUUGCGAUUGCAAACGUUUCUACGCACUGUCCAAUUUGCGUUCAAUAUAUAGUACGCAGCACUUUUAUUAUAUCGUCCCUUAGGCCGGCAUUUGCUCGAAUUUAUCCAACAUCCCGAGAAGAUCUGGCUGCUGAAACUUUUUUCCAUACAAGCGGUGCAAGUGUCUUAAUGAAGGGAAUAACGGACGAUGAUCUCAUUACGUGGUUUGGAACAAAUACAACUACUGCCAACGAUCCAGUAGUCGACGCAUAUCAAAAAUGUGAUAUUACGUAUGAAUAUACUAGCACCGAAACACCUGAAGCAAGUACAGUUACUAAUGUCAACACGAAUACGCCAAAUCCUCUGUCCAAAAUAGAUGAUCUAAGCAUUUCGACGUACACCAUCAACGUUGACAAUACUUCUAUAAGUAAUUUAAGUAAAAUCUUUGAUGAAAGCGAACUAAUAAUUCCAACUGCCAUAGCGAUUAACGACAGGACAUCGCCACUUUCAAACCAGUCCAAGACCGAAUCAACAACACCUCUAACAUUGGAUAACAUUAUUAUUCAAGAUAAAGUAAAAGUUACAAUUGGAAACGACGAAUCCCUUCAAAACAUUAAUAACCACCAGUUUCAAAAUGAAUCCAAUGGAUUAAAUACAAGGAGAAAUCCGAAGAUAGCAUUCAUUAUAAAAAACACAAUACAUUCCCUUACCAACCACACGUCCCUGGAAAAAAAUAAGUGGACUACUCAUACACCCGCAAAUACCAGUGUGGUUCCUACCACUACCACAAGUGUUAAAAGCGAAACAAACUUAAUAGCCAGUAAAGUUAUGUCGCCAAUACGGCAUAUUAAUACAGAAAAGCAUAACCUCCCGAUAACAUUGCUUAAGAACAAAAUUGACGACGAACAUUUGGCGACUUUUGCGCCGGAAAUAAAAAACGAUCGUUAUUUACUCUUGGACAAGGAAGAACUGUGGGGAAUGUUAAGAGAAGCUGUUAGUGACGAGAUGAACAAAAAAGAACAUAACACAAACACUUUCGAACGUCCCAAAAUAACAUAAAUCAUGAACAAUCAAGUUGAAAAAAGUGUUGUGAUUAACUAUAAGUCAAAUUUGAUCUCACAUUUAAGCACAUACUUAAAUUUAACAAAUUGUGUAAAUAAUAGCACAGCCAAUUCUAGUCAAAAUCCCAUGGGUUGAGACCUUGUCAAAUUUUAUACUGAAUGAGUGAGAUUUGCUGUUUAUAAAACGUGAAAUAAACAUUUUUAACCUCUCUGCAA
This is a messenger RNA of Photinus pyralis (common eastern firefly), 5653 nucleotides long. RefSeq names its product C3 and PZP-like alpha-2-macroglobulin domain-containing protein 8. Gene Ontology annotation, molecular function: endopeptidase inhibitor activity. The coding region runs from base 159 to 5435 and encodes 1758 amino acids. The transcript has 22 exons. The record is from RefSeq and is a predicted model, not a curated record. Gene Ontology annotation, cellular component: extracellular region. Lineage: Eukaryota; Metazoa; Arthropoda; Insecta; Coleoptera; Lampyridae.